CCUUCACCCACGAGGACAACAUGUCUAAGGCCAAAAUCAAAGACCUGCUUAUCGACUCCCACGUCUCAGAGUCCCAAUCCCAAAAAGCAGUCGACGCACUACACGACUGGGCCUCCAAAAAAGCCUCAAAAGAUGCAGAAAAGCAACUUUUACCUGGCAAGGAACCAACCAUUUGGUUAUGCGUAGCAUUGAAGCAAUCUCCGUCUGGGAUGACUUUCAAACCGGUUAGAAUACCGAUUGUACACCCUCUAGUAGAUCCUCGAACGAACGGUGUUUGUCUACUUACGAAGGAUCCCCAAAGAAAAUACAAAGAUCUCUUGGAGAGUCACGAUAUCAACUUUAUCUCACGAGUUGUUGGUCUAGGAAAGCUCAAGGGAAAAUUCAAACCAUUCGAAGCCAGGCGAGCGUUACUCAAAGAAAACGGUUUAUUCCUCGCCGACCAGUCUAUUCUUCCUUUACUACCAAAACUACUCGGCGUAAAGUGGUUUGAAGCAAAAAAACAGCCGAUACCUGUUUGCAUGACGCGUAAAGACCUAAAAGCCGAACUGGAACGAGCCAUCUCUUCCACUCACAUGAACCAGAACAAAGGAACAGCUAUCUCGAUAAAAAUUGGAACCCUUUCACAAAAACCUUCACAAAUUCUCGCCAACCUCAAAUCGGCAAUCCCUGCAGUUGCCAGUCAUAUAAAAGGUGGAGCUGGAGGAUGGGAGAAUAUUCAAAGCCUUGGAAUCAAGACGAACAAUAGUGCACAUUUACCGAUAUGGAGCUGUGCUUUGGAUGGUAGUGAAGGUGGGAGGUGGGCUGGGUUAACCGCUCCGGAGGAAGAUGACGAAGACGUUGAAAUGGAAGACGGCGAGGAAGGGAGCGCGGAAGAGGAAGAGGAAGAGGAAAAUGAAAAUGAAAAUGAAGCAGAACCGGUCCUUCCAGAAAAGUCGACGAAGAAGGCAGCUGCAAAAGGGACGAAGAAAAGGGGCGUUGAAGACGAUGACGAUGAUACUCAGGAGACCGCAAAACCGAAGAAGAAGGCAAAGUCCCAGUCUUUUCCUACGGAGGAUGCAUCAGUCCAAUCUGGAAAACGGAAACCAGCUGAACCUGAAGUUGUCACCAGUACACUGGUCUCGACAGGCGAAAAAAAGUCGAAGAAGAAGAACAGAAGAUCAGACAGUGGUGAUGUCAGCGCUUCGGUUGAUGUUUCCCCAGCCACUCCCACACCCACGCCUUCCAAACCCCAUUCUUCCGCUGCAGAAAUUAUGACGCCCGCUCAGACAAAGAAAGCCAGAAAAAGAGCUGCUGGUAGUGAAACAAAGCCGGUCGCAGACCCUUCACCUAGUGCACCUCCCACUACUCCGGCCCCUACACCUGUCGUUGCAUUUAAGACUGAGAAAAAGAAGAAGAAGGACCGAAAAUCUCUUUCUGCUGGGGAUGCACCUCCGCCUGCACCUGCGGAGCCGGUGAUUGUUACGGCUCCAGCUGCCGAUGAGCUUGUAUCGACUUCGGCUUCGACGAAACAGAGUAAGAAGGAAAAGAGAAAGUCGAGUUCCAACACUGAGAAGGCAGAUGUCGAACCUGUAGCCGAGGCGAAGGAUUCGGCUGUUGAAGAGAAGGGAGAAAAGAAAAAGCAGAAGAAGGUGAAGAAAUCAGGGGCGUCUUCCGGUGAGGAGGUUAAGAUGGUGGAAACAUCGGUAGAAAAGGCGGCUCUUCCUACGCUCAGCAAGAAGGAAAUCAAACAAAAGAAGGCAGCGGGAGGAGUGGGCGAGAAGAAGAAGGAAAAGGUGAUCAAGUCCAAGGGAGGGAAAUCUGCGAAGGAUGCUCUUCUGGGAAAGAAAGCUGGGCAGUAG
Marasmius oreades (fairy-ring Marasmius) is the source of this 1838-nucleotide messenger RNA. RefSeq lists its product as uncharacterized. NCBI's taxonomy places the organism in Eukaryota, Fungi, Basidiomycota, Agaricomycetes, Agaricales, Marasmiaceae. The coding region runs from base 21 to 1838 and encodes 605 amino acids. The transcript has 4 exons. The record is from RefSeq and is a predicted model, not a curated record.